AAGGCCAGACCGAUGGUCGGAUGCGUGCCGCGAGUGUGUGCAGAGCGGGCAGUGGCGCGGCGAGCGCCCGGCCGGCGGGGCGAGCGCGCGCGCCGCAUAGCAUGCGCCUGCUGCUGCUGCUGCCGCUCGUGCUCGCGAGCCCGGCAGCAGCCGGUAUCUGCUGGUCGGGUAUGGACCGGAGCGGGCGGUGCACCUCGGUGCUGGCGCUGCGAGUGGGCCGGGCCGAGUGCUGCGCGGGCGGGGCGCGCGCCCCCGCCGCCUGGAGCCCCCGCGACCUCGACAGCGGCGAGAUAUUCUUCUACAAGGCGCUCUCCCAGGGUGUGCCCUGCACGGCGUGCGCUGAAUCGUGCGCGGGCGUGACGUGCGGGUCGGGGCGGCGGUGCGCGGUGCGCGGGGGGCGGGCGCGCUGCGUGUGCGCCGCGACGUGCGCGCGCGCCGGCCCCGUGUGCGGCUCCGACGGCCGGACUUACCGCUCACUGUGCCGCCUGCGACGGCGCGCCUGCCGCAGACCCGCCAAGCACCUGACGCUAGACUACCCCGGGCCUUGUCGAGUGGGCAGCUGCGAGGGCGUACGCUGCGGCGGCGAGAAGCGCUGCGUUUUGGACGCGGAACUCGGCGCUCAUUGCGCGCGAUGCGGCGGCUGCAGCGUCGCGGGUGCGCCAGUUUGCGCCGUCGACGGCCGCACAUACGCCGGGCCGUGCGCGCUGAGAAAGGCCGCUUGUGAACGCGGGAAGGCGUUGCCGUUGGCGUAUAAGGGCGCUUGUAUAAGUAACGCGACAUGCGCGUCGAUCCGCUGCGGCGCGGGGCAACGCUGCGUGGUGGGCGGGGCGUCAGGCGUGCGGUGCGUCUCGUGCGGCGCGUGCGGGCGCGGCGCCAAGCGCGAGCUGUGCGGGACGGACGCGCACACGUACGGGUCCUGGUGCCGGCUGCAGCGGGCUGUGUGCCACGCAGGCUCUGUGGUAGACCCGCUACACCCGGGACCGUGUCCAGGUAGUAAAAAUAUAACGGACAAUAAUGUGACGAAAAAGAGUAAAGCAAAAAAGAACAUAACGAAAGUCCUAUAGUCAUAGAACCGGCGCAGAUCUGCAGAUUGCUUCGUCCUCGAGUUUAUAGAAGCAGUGAUAAAAGCACUUGAAGACUGAAUUUGAACACAACCACCCGUGAUGCUACCAACACAAUAAACAGAACGAACCAGUAGGUCGACUUCAAACAAGCUGACAAAUCGGUGCGUACGGCAUGGUACCGCUGUAAG
Molecule: messenger RNA, 1252 nt
Organism: Aricia agestis (brown argus)
Lineage: Eukaryota; Metazoa; Arthropoda; Insecta; Lepidoptera; Lycaenidae
Product: follistatin
Exons: 6
Coding region: 21-1064 (347 amino acids)
Biological process (GO): anatomical structure development
Molecular function (GO): protein binding; calcium ion binding; extracellular matrix binding
Source: RefSeq, a predicted model, not a curated record